AGUCGGCCAGUUGCCGAGAGACAGUCGCGGUGGGAGGUUGCGUUGCGCCACUCAGUUGUGUAUAUCGAUUUGCGACCUCCACCUUUUUCUUGCGUCGGACCAUUUCGUGAGUGACUAUUAAACGCGUCACGCGGGGACACACUCGUCAGUGCUCGUCGCGCGGUGGCAGAUGCUGCGGUCGUCCCGCGUUAGCGCUACUUGACACGCAGUGAGCUACGCCUCGCUGACCGCUGCGCGGCUACCGCCGAGUCCACUACACUGCAACGCUGGAGGAAGAAGCGGCCGCGACCCACUAGGCGCAUGUGAGGCUGCUUGCGGGCCCUGCCGCCGCUAUGAGCUGUUUUUAAGGCGACGGCAUGCCCCGCUGCGACCGCCGAGCGUGGGCGAGCGCUCCCGCGCUAUGCCUGCUUCUCCUGCUGCCGGUGUCUGCCCAGACGUCGACCGCAGCUGCCACGCUAUCGCCUGCUGCCCCGACGACGCAGCACGUCUCCGUGACGGGAGGCAAAUGCAUGACAGGCCUGGACUUCCACGGUUACACCGUCCCCAAAGGCCGGAUAGUUGUCGAGUACGGCAGCUCUCUGGAGAUUUACUGCUUCAUCGAUCCUCAUUUCGUGGCCACCAAAGGGCGCAACGCCAGCGACAUUAGGUUCUACCGCAAUGCCACACCGCUACCCCAGGAGUACAUCCAAGUUCUCAAUGCCACCACGGCGAGACUGCUCGAGCCUCAUCCCGAAGUUUCGUCCAGCAAGUAUUACUGUAGGCUGCACCAGGGAGGCAAGAAACAGAGCUUACUGUGCCUCAACGAGGUGGUCGUCGCGUAUAAACCACAGCCUGUUGACAAGUUCUCGUGCCUGUCCUGGAACUGGGAGAGUCUGAACUGCACAUGGACGGCACCCGAAAACCCGCUGAGGACGCGUUACAAAAUAAUGUACGCCCUAUUCGGCCGUGGGACACGCUGGGUGUACAAAUGUCCACAAGAGACUGAGGACAGCGGAUACUGUUAUUGGGACACACGAACCGACCCGAUGUUCAGACCGACGCAUCAGUACAUCGCUUUUAUGUUCACAGGAAGCAAUGAUCUCGGAAAUGUGACAUUUCCUCGGAUAAAAUUCCACGUAUUUGCUCACGUCUUGCCCGCCAAGCCCCUGUACCUCGUCUCCGAGGAUAUAACUACAAACAGUGCGCUUCUGCAGUGGGAUAUCGCGAUGAACAUGAAGAAGUUCCCACCCGGCCUCGAUCGCAAGAUAAAGUACAAGUCCGUGUGCGACCCGUCUGACGCCUGGGAGACAGCUGAUACGUCACAGCUGGAGAAGAUGAGCACCAACUACACACUAACCGGACUGCGUUAUCCUAAUGCGCUGUACGACGUAAGACUGUACCUGAAGUCGCCCAUGGCCACCGGCGAUCACAUGUGGUCGGAACCUGCAUCACACACAUUCAAAACGCUGCCAACUGUGCCAUCUUUCCCUCCAAAGACCGACAGCGGCAGUUUUCAUAUCAUCGGAAGACUGAACCGACGAGACAUCAUCAUCUACUGGCAGCGCAUUCCCAGAUGCUCUGAGAAUGGAGACGACUUCUCGUACGAUGUUUCGUCUGUGGAGCAGAAUGGCAAGUUGGUGAAUAUCAAGCCGAACAAAAUUGGGAAAAGUUACGCCCAGUUCGAUCAGCUGACUACAGACAGCUACACCUUCAGGAUCGUGUCGACGAAUAAGGAGGGCCCUUCGGAGGAGAGUUCAGUUGUCCACGUGCCUUCCAAGCAGACACUUCCACCAACACCGACAGGCUUUACCAAAUACGUCAACGAGAAAGGUGUUAUUCAGCUGUCGUGGAAUCAUCCUUCAGAUAAAGAGUGGGCAGGAAUGAUCGACAGCUACACCGUGUUUUGGUGCCAAAAUGAUCGCGACGGACCCAAUCACUGCUCCGGUUUCUUGAACUGGACUCGUGUGUCUAAAGACGUACGAACCAUGAACAUUACAGUGCGCGAGGGUAAAGUUUACGAAUUCGCAAUAUCCUCGAAUACCAACACUUCGAGCAGCGGCAUGAUUUGGGCCACAUGUACAUUGAGACCUAACAGCGGGCUGGAAAAGGUGAAAGAAAUCGAGAUAAGUAGUGUGGGAUCCACGUAUAUUGAAGUACAUUUCGAGAUGGAGUGUCAGAAUCGGCUGCAGAAUGUGUCACAGUACAAUAUUUACUACUGCCCAAUAGUGUCGCCUCACAACGCGACGUGCAGGACAGAGGAGGAGGUUCUGAUAGUGCGCGGUCACAACGUGUCUGUACAGGCGAAUAUUACCAGUCUGCAGCCGUAUACUACUUACAUGAUUUACGUGGCGAGGGAGGCAAAUGGAAUAAUGAGUGAUGCGAGUAAUCCCAAGUACACUACAACACUGGAAGCGGCGCCCACCAUUCCGCUGGAUGUGACCGUGACGGGAGUAACAAAUGACUCCAUGACAGUGUCGUGGGUGCCUCCGCUGUCUAUGAAUGGUAAACUCAAUCAUUACGACGUCCUGUACAACCAUCAUCUCGUCGAGUUAGGGCCCGACGAAAAGGAAUCGGUGACUCUCAGGAACCUGAGCAGUUACACCGUGUACAAUGUGUAUGUGAGGGCGUGUACGAUGCCGCGCAGCUUGGAAUGCUCCAAUUAUACAGAGCCUGUCACGAAGCGAACCGAGAUAGGGCUGCCGGGUACGAUAGAGAGGCCCGUAGCGCACGUGCAGAACUUUUCUAGGAUCGUGUUCAAGUGGAAAGCGCCAGACCACGCUGGCGGGAAACUGGAUUACUACCAGGUGUGGGUACAGCCGUCCGACGACGCCAACGCGACCAGGGUGUACAACAUAACGGCGACGCAGGCCGCCAACAGGACGGCCGAUAUAAAGAUUCCAGAGUGCCGCGACCCUAACCGCAUCUAUCGGCUGGCCAUCAGGGCGGUGAACGUGAACGACCAACGGCCGAAGCGCUCAUUCUACGGGCCGUGGAGCGAAUGGGCCGAGGCGUACUGCAGCUCCGUCGACCCGAUCGAAAUGACGACUAUUAUAACGUGGUGCGUGGUAUCGGUCUCGAUACUAUUGUUCUUCAUCAUAGUGGGAUACCUGAUGUGGAAGCUCGUCGCGUGGUUCAAUGUGGCGCACAAGAUAGAGGUGAAGCUGCCGCCCGGACUGGCGCCGCUGACGAUCGACAAGGAGAAGGAGGACGGCUACCACAUGAACGUGCCGUGGCAGAUCUACAGCAUCCGCGACGCGGGCAAGGCCGGGGGGGACGCGAGAGGGGAGCCCGACUGCACUCUGCUGGGCAGCGGCGCGCAGCGCAGCCCCAGCGGGGACAGCAGCGGCUGCAGCUCGGACCGCGACUGCCCCUCGUCGUCGCUGACCACGGCCACGCGCGUCUCCUCCGCCACCGACUCCGGCGCCGAAGCGGACGGCGAGCGCUGCCGCCAGACGCGGCCGCUCUCCUGCCUCUUCUCGUCCGACUACCCCGGCGCCAAGGCCGCCCCCGCCGCCGCCUCCUGGAGCACCCCCGACCUGACGGCAGCGCUCGCCGGCGCCUGUCUCGCCCCCGCCCCCGCGGUGGCGGCGUCCGCUCUGGGCGGCAGCGCGCGCGACGUGCCUUCCGGGGGCGGCGAGCCCUACUGCCGCGCCGGCUACCUGCCCAGCCCCCCGCCGCCGCCACCGCUCGCCGCCUCCAGGGGCUACGUGAGCGUCGCCAGCAUAUCCACCGCCCCCAAGCAGCCGCCGCCGCUCGCCGGCAGCGGCAGUGUCGACGACUGGCUCAGCGCCCUCGAGGCGGCGGAGGUGGUCGGCUCGAAGCAACAACCCCUCGGUGCCGAAGUCGACAAGGCUGCGGCUGGCGGCGGGUACGUAUCGCUGCCGUUCGCGUCCGGCGUCGCGACUGCCGCCCCCGCCGCCUCCGUCCCGGGCUACGUGACGCUCGCCAGCCUCCCGGCGCGAGGCGACGAUCCGCCUCCACCGGCGCCGCCCCCGGCGCAGGAAGACGUGCCGCCGUUCAUCCGGCAGAGAAUGGCCGACAUGAGGGCGCUACGACGGCGCAGGAGGGCAGACCAGCGACCGGAGGCGGCGUCGGACCCGGGAAUAAUCAUCCCCGCCAAGGACGUGGAGGCCGACGUGCCCGCCUACUACGCGCCCGAGACUGAGGCCGCCCCCGACUACGUCAAGCUGUCCUACGUGCAGUGCCGGCCGGAUUCGCACUCUGUGGACAGCGGGACGGCCAACUCUGAGGACUCGUCAGACGAGCGGCCGCAAUCACCACCUGUCAGCCUGUCGGAAACCGCGCAGACGCGGGAGGCGCCCUCGCUACUCAUGUCCUUCCGCUGACGCAGACAGCACCUCUAGACGUUCCAUCCCCCUCACCACUCCACUCACGAACGUUGAUAUUUUGUAUAAGCACUUUUAUAAAGGAGAUCUGUUUGUGAAAUGUUGUUGUUGUUAUUGUUGUCCAAGUGUUUGCUCAGAUUGAGCAUUAUACCACUAAUGUGGCCCCGGUGAAACCGUUGUGCGUGUGUGUGUUUUUGUGUGCUUGUGGUGACUACGGCUGUUAAUUUUGUGGCGAAUAAAUAUUUCGUAAUAGCUCCUCCUGAAACAAUAUCAUUUCGUUGUUCACGUCGGAUUAAUGUGUUUUCCAGUUGACUCGCUUCUCGGGCUGUGUGUAGCAGAAAGGUAUGAAGCCUUCGUUUCCCCCUGAGUGUUUCAUGUGUUUUCAUUGCAUCUGUAAUUUGUGUGUGUGUGCGUGUGCGAGAGAGAGAGAGAGAGAGAGAGAGAGAGAGAAAAGCAGGUACAAUUCUAUGUGUAAUGACGAGAGGAAUGUAUAUUUUAUUACAAAUUGCUGUUCAGACUCAUUUAUAUCUUUUCAUACAGGUAUUGAGUAUCUGCUGUCUGUCCAAGGAUGGGUAAAAGUAUGGACUGUGAUAAAAUCGGUAGUUAACUUUCCUGCAGUAAUUUUUCUAGCGAUAAGAAAACAUCCAUUUUCUUUCGUUGAAUUAACUUUUUUGAGUCUUCCAUCUGUAGUUGAAUUCCUUAAGGUUCCAUUGCCCCAGGUUUAGCUUCUGUGCAUAUGUUUUAUGCUUUUCUGGAAAAUGCUGAUGAAUUGUGUUUAUUAAAUUAUACAACAAGUCAUCACAUUACUGAAUCUGUUAGCCUUUUAUAAGAGUAAGACCCUAAGUACCUUCAAGUGUUGAUGAAAGCAUUUAGUGACUGCAGCUGUAUGUAAAAGGUUCCCCCCCCCCCCCCCCCCCCCAAGUUGUUUUGCUGUGUACAGGCCAUGCAAACAGCAUCUUACAACAUAUAUUGCAGCAGAAUGUAAGGAAAGGAAAGAAAGUACCUGCAAUGACAGCUCUUUGUAGUAAUUACAAAUUCAUUAUGGACAUAAUUGCAGAAGCUGCUCAUUAGAUAUUCCAUUAUCUUUCACUCCUUCACAUGUCUGCUCACUCAAGUACUUUGUAAGUCUCGAGCUGCAUGAGAUCACAUCUGUUGUUCGUAUGUGUACCUUCUAGUGUUGAUAACUGUUUUGUUUGUGUUCCUGUACUGCUUGCCAUGAUAUUUUGUGCUGUUUAGCCCUCACUAUUUAUGAGAAACCAUUUCUAAUAUGAUAGUAAAAACAUAUAAUAUUUAUAAAUGUGCCAAAAAUUCUUGUUAGUGUCAAUGUUGUAAACUCCUUCACCUUUCAGUUUCCAUUAUUAUGUUAUUCAAAGCAAAGUUUGCAUCAUAAAAUAAACUACUGUUUCUUGAAA
Molecule: messenger RNA, 5737 nt
Organism: Schistocerca nitens (vagrant locust)
Lineage: Eukaryota; Metazoa; Arthropoda; Insecta; Orthoptera; Acrididae
Product: cytokine receptor-like
Exons: 1
Coding region: 357-4325 (1322 amino acids)
Molecular function (GO): protein binding
Source: RefSeq, a predicted model, not a curated record